UAUUUUACGUAACGAAUGUCGACGACCAAUAGGUUCAACCGUGAUCUUGAUGAUUCAAGCCCGAUUCGCAGACUAACAUCAGUCAACUUACAUGGCUGGGUUUUAGCGGACGAACGAUCCGACCAGCCAACCAACUUUGCUUCAUCGUUAAACUUUCCGUUUUCUAUUGGUUUAAUCGAUAUAUAUUAUUCAGAGAUGGGUUUAUUUCUUUACACAAUGGUGUUGCUUGCAUUGUUCACAAUCUUAUGGAAAGUCAGUUCGGUGGUUAGAUACUAUUUGAAAUUUAUAUUUUUCUGUUUGGCAAGUAUGAUUGGGGCGGCCGGACCAAUACCCUUAAUGUUAAACAAACCUCGUGACCCAAAAAAUGCUUUAUUACCUGCGGCAACAUGUCGACUUGCAGCCAAAAUAAUUGGCCUGAAAUAUACCGUGGAAGGGCACGAAAACAUAGUUAAAAACACCGGUUGCGUGGUCCUGAUGAAUCAUCAAAGCAUUUUGGACUUGAUCAUUUUGGCAUAUCUAUGGCCGAUUAUGGAAAACUGCGCAGUGAUCUCCAAAAAAGAAAUAUUUUAUCUGCAACCAUUCGGACUUGCUGCUUGGCUUUGGGGCACCAUAUUCAUCAACCGUUCCGAUUCGAAAGGCUCGAAGGCGCAAGUUAGCAAAUCUGAAAUUGCCAUCCGUAAACGACAGUCGAGGAUUUUGAUGUUCCCCGAAGGCACCAGAAGUCUGGGCAAAAAGCUGUUGCCGUUCAAGAAAGGCGCAUUCCAUUUGGCGGUGGAUGCCGAAUGUCCAAUUCAACCGGUUGCAGUGAGCAGGUACUCCUUCCUGGGUAAACACAAAUUCGAAAGUGGCCACAUCAAAAUCAAGAUCCUUCCGGCUAUUUGCACCAAGGGUUGCACCAAAGAAGACAUUCCUCGAUUAAUUGACGAGACGUACAAAGUUAUGUCAGAGAACGUUGAUCUUAUAUCCGACAGUGAAGUUAAAACAAACUAAGUAAAGGAUUGACUCCAAGAGUUAAGACUGUGACUGAUAAUUUAUGUAUUUAUUUUAUUUUUAUGUAGGACAAAUUGUAAGGAUAUUUUUAAUAAAAAGUUACUAGAACA
This is a messenger RNA of Aethina tumida (small hive beetle), 1100 nucleotides long. Its product is annotated as 1-acyl-sn-glycerol-3-phosphate acyltransferase beta. Gene Ontology annotation, biological process: phosphatidic acid biosynthetic process. Lineage: Eukaryota; Metazoa; Arthropoda; Insecta; Coleoptera; Nitidulidae. The record is from RefSeq and is a predicted model, not a curated record. Gene Ontology annotation, cellular component: membrane; endoplasmic reticulum. Gene Ontology annotation, molecular function: 1-acylglycerol-3-phosphate O-acyltransferase activity. The coding region runs from base 16 to 990 and encodes 324 amino acids. The transcript is spliced from 5 exons.